AUGGUCGAGAUUGAAGAGGUUGUAUCCGAUGAUUACGGAUUUAAACUAAUUGGUGAUAUUUCAAUUUCAGAUGCUAUAAAUUUAAAUCAACAUGCAUACGGAGAAGAAUUACGAUUAUUAGCGAUCCAUGAUAAACUGAGGAUCAUUGCUGCAUCGAACUCAAAGUCGCUCAAAUUCUUAUCGGCUGAUAAUUAUGAGAAAGUCGAUGACGUUGAAGGAAGUUUCAGCAUAACCCAAUUGUAUUUCACUGAUUCAAAAUUUUUCAUGUUAAAUGACAACGGCAUUCAAACGUUGACUCUUGAUCAAAUCAAACAAAAAGAUUAUCAAUUUUCAUCUACGGAAGGCAACUACUCUAAUUUGAAGCCAUUGGAUGACCAAAAUUACUUAGCAUUUGAUAAUGGCCAUCUAUACCACAAUUCAACUGAAAUAGCCUCCCAUGUGACGAAGUUUGCGUGGCACAAGUCAUCACCGAUUUAUAUUACCGAGUCAGAUCAAUUUCAAAUAAUGGAAAAACCCAUCGAGUAUGAUGAAGCAACAAAAGAUGAGUUAUCAGGCUCCCAUCUCGCUGAACUUAAGUCUAUCAAAGACUACAUUUUCCUCAUUUACGACACAAGUGAGGAGCAACCGUCUGACGACCAUCAAAUAAGAACCUUUUUACUCACGUAUGAAAACGAAAAGUAUACACCUUUUGAUAUUGAAAUUGCCUCGCCAUAUGGUGCAGCAUAUAGAACUACGACAUACUAUACUGCUUCCAUCACCAACUGGUUAGAAUCAACCCAACUACAAUUCAUCACCUCAUCCUUGUCAUUGGAGAUUGGUAUCCUUGAUGUUGCAAAUUCACCACCUGAAUCCAUCGUACCAUCCGAGGAUUCAAAUAAAGCAAAUUAUCCCAUUGAUGAUGAAACACAACUUGAUGUCUCGCCCAUUGGGUUUGCUAUUUCUAUGCAUGAAAUAAAUUCUAAGGUUGAUUCACCGUGUGUAGGAGUUGAGGGUGAAGUUGUUGGGAAGUUGCCUAAAAUGUAUGCGUUCUUGGAUAAUGGUAAAUUGAGGUCUUGGUGGGUUUUCAACAAGAAUGGCAUUUUGAAGGACAGGCUAUCCUUGGAGCGAGCUAUUGCUGAAAAGGCAUCAGAGAUGAUCAAUAAAGCUGAUAAGGCUGCGACUGACGCGAAGGACUCUAUUAAAACUGAAAUGAAUGCGCAAUCGGCAAAUACGCAACCAGCAAAUACGCAACCAGCAAAUACGCAACCAGCAAAUACGCAACCAGCAAAUACGCAACCAGCAAAUACGCAACCGGCAAACCCAUUCCAAACUGCAAACAAUCCAUUCGGUUCAUCCACUGCUGGUGCUUUCAGAAGUUCGGUAACAAGUUCUAAAACUGAAUCUGCUCCAGAGUCUACAAAAACCGCCUUUGGAUCUACCGCCUUUGGAUCUACCGCCUUUGGAUCUACCGCCUUUGGAUCUACCGCCUUUGGCGCUGUCCAAGCUCCAAAAUCUGCAUUUGGAUCAACCGGCUUUGGCUCUGGUCAAGCUUCAAAAACCUCAUUUGGGUCUACGGGCCUUGGCUCCUCCACUUUUGCUGCUUCAGGAUUUGGCUCCUCUGGCUUUGGAUCUUCUGGCUUUGGCACUUCUAGCUUUGGUACAACACCAAAUAAUAUCGCAAGUCCUGAGAAACUGAAACUUUCUUCAGGCUUUGGAAAGUUUAGUAAUCAACAGCCAGCAACCUUUGGUAACACAACUAGUGGUAAAAACAUAUUCGAUAAUGAAGAAAAAACGUCAUCAACGUUUUGCCAACCAUCUAGUACAUCUUCGCCAUUCGGAAAAUUAGAAAGCAAAUCUAGCUCACCUUUUGAUCUGAAACAACAGCAACCUUCGACUCAGGUGAAACCAAUGUUUGGAUUAGCAAGUGGAUCAAAACCAUUACCCUCGCCUUUCUCUACUUUAGGUAAAGAUACUAAAACAGAAGAAUAUGACAACACAAGACAAACUCCAUAUGCUAAUCUUACUGAAUCUUCCAAAGAGUCAACGCCAGCUGCUUUUGGCUCUACAACAGAAGUCGAAUCCAAACUGUCAGCACAAAAGGCUGCCCUGCCAAGCUUGCAAAAUGCAAAUUCAUUAUUCGGCAAGACUGGAACAAAUGACCUAGUAGCAGACUUUGGUGGAUUGGACACCAAUGAGAAGCCAAGUGGAGCAUUUGGUUCUAACUUUGUAGGUUCGAAAAGGUCUGCUGGUGCUUCUCCUUUUACACUGUUGCAGAAACCCAAUGCUUCUUCGCCUUUCGCAAACUUAGGUUCAACAAAAACACCAAUUACAGGAGAAAAGGAACACUUGCAGGAAGAUACUGAGAAAAAAACAGAUGCACAACUUAAUUCCCAAACUGUUGUCGCAAGUGGUGAAAACAAGCUCGAUGAAGACGAGGAUUCAGGUGAAGCGGAAACAAUUGACAAGGCGUCUGAAGAUGACACAAAAGAGGAGACAGAUUCGUUGGAUGAAUUUGAAACGACUGAAAACUACGAACUCUCUCAGGAUGACGAAGAAGACGAAGUUGACGAUCAAAAGUUCGUCGAUGAGUCUGAAAGGAACGAUUCGUCUUGGGUGAAUAUUUCAAAGAAAGAUGCGACUGGACGCAUUCUUGCACAAACAUUAGUGAACGUUAAACAUGAAGGAACCAUGGAUGAAGUUGAAGAAACAGAAAUUAUUGAGGAGGAACCUGGUGAAAACCCAGCCGAUGAGCCUAUAGAGCCAGUCGAUUUUUUAGUCUUUGAUGGAUUCUGUGAGUCAUUAAAAAAAAGUGACGAUCCAAUAACGAACAAAAUACGAACAAUUAUUGCCAACACUGAGGGUAAUUUGCAAUUUUUGGAAAAGAAUGUUGCUGCAGUCACAAAGUACAUAGACGCUCACAGUAUACCGGGAAAGCACUGGCAUAGAAUCGCUGAAGUAGACAAUUUGCAAUUUGACAAAGAUAUGUAUAAGGGGAAAUUGCGUUACUUGGAUGACAAAGAGACAGAGAUUGAGGAGUUGAAUUUUAAAUUGCAAGAGAGCCAACGUGAGUACAGAAAACUUGGUAAAUCAUUCAGCCAUUUGGCUUUGUUGGAAAAAGGUUCGAACAAGAAUUUGAAGUUUCUCAAAAAUAGACCGCUAGAGCCAAAUAAACAAGAAAUGAGAGAUAAGUUGAAGGCAAAGUUGGCCAGUGUUCAAUCAUUGGAAUCAAAGUUGCGAACUAUGCUCAUGCCUAUUAAAGCAAGGAGUUCUUUAAAUCUGUCUACAGUAGAUAAAAUCGAGGAAAUAUUACUGCAAUUAAAUGAUCAAGUUUUAGACCGAAAACUUGCUUUGACUGAGUUGGAAGAGCAGAUGAAAAGGUUGGAUUUGAGUGGAAAGUCAAAGAGCCCCACUCUUAAACCAAGAGCUGCCAAAUUGGAUUUGAGAAAGAGAUUGCGUGAGAUGAACUCGAUACGAAUCUCUCAAUAG
Lodderomyces orthopsilosis Co 90-125 is the source of this 3465-nucleotide messenger RNA. RefSeq names its product FG-nucleoporin (gene NUP159). Gene Ontology annotation, molecular function: protein binding. The record is from RefSeq and is a predicted model, not a curated record. The coding region runs from base 1 to 3465 and encodes 1154 amino acids. The transcript has a single exon. Lineage: Eukaryota; Fungi; Ascomycota; Pichiomycetes; Serinales; Debaryomycetaceae.